AUGUUGGUGGCACCUGGUUUGAUAACCGCUAGCCCGGGGCUGCUUGCAAUGUCUCGAGCCAUGCGUACCAGUACACCUUUGCCCCGAAUCCGAACUGGAGUCAUCAUUUCGCGCCGGCAGGAAAUUGGAGAGUAUUUCAAGAGCGUUGCAGCCGACUUCGAUCUGUAUAACCGGAUGCAGUUCAAUGCACAGGUGACGUCGGCAAUCUGGGAUAAGACGCAAGGAACGUGGUCGCUGGAUGUGUUUGACUCCACAAAUGGGACGCACUAUACAGUAAAGGGGGACAUAUUCGUGAACGCAGGUGGCAUCCUAAACGCCUGGAAAUGGCCAGAGAUUCCCGGCCUCGACACUUUCCAGGGGCCUUGCCUCCACACAGAUUCAUGGGACCCUUCUGUUGAUCUCGAAGGCAAGCGGAUAGGGGUCAUUGGCACCGGCGCAACUGGCGUCCAAGUCGUGCCACAACUCCAGAAGGUUGGGAGAUCAGUGACUCUUUUCAUGCGAACCCCAAGCUAUAUUCUCCCCAACGUGGGCUUUGGGAUCGAGGCAUCGACCUUUAACGAAGAAUGCGACGAAGCACGGAAACAGAGUUUCCGAGACGACCCCGUCGCGUAUAAACAAUUCCGAAAGACAAUUGAGCAGCAGAUGAACGGGAAUUUUAGUGCCAGUGUUAAGGGCUCCGCUGCUCAGAAAGCGGCUCGUAACUGGGCAGAGAAGGCAAUGCGGGGAGUAAUUGCCUCGAAGGAUCUACAAGAUAAGCUCGUCCCUGACAGGGAACUCGGCUGUCGCCGUAUAACACCAGGCCUCCCGUACCUAAAGGCCAUUCAGGAGCAAAACGUUAAGAUAGUUCGGUCGCCUAUCAAAUACAUUUCUGAGAAAGGCAUCCACACCAGUGAUGAUAAUCUUCAUCGUUUGGAUGUCCUUGUUUGUGCCACUGAUUUCGACACCUCUUUUCGUCCUUGCUAUCCAAUCAUUGGACGGAACCAGGUCAAUCUACGCGAUCUUUGGAGAGAGCAGACACCGGAGGCUUACAUGGGGUUGACAGUCUCUAGUUUCCCCAACUACUUCAAUGCCAAACAUACGAGUAUCUGGUCGCUGCUCUUCGAAAAUGAGAAGCAUGGCGGCAGUGUUGCGUUCAGCGACUCCUCAACCGUAGGGCGAAUCCCCGUCUCCACGGUGAAGCAAUAUGCCACGACCCUCUCCACUGCCCUGUAUGGUACACACGACGUCAGGGCAGGCGAUAUUGUCUGCAUUUUUUCCGAGAACUCAAUAUGGUACCCCGUUGCAGUGUUUGCAGUCCUUCGACUGGGUGCCAUCGUCUCCCCGGCAUCCCCGGCAUCCCCGGGCUGUACGUCGCAGGAGGCAGCACAUAUCCUCAACACUGUACGGUCUAAAGUGACGACGGUCACCAACACAUCGUUUCAAGCCGUGAAUACCUGUUUGCAAUUGCCCAAGACACCAUGCAUGGCACUGUUGGCGCUGACAGUGAACGAGGGAACAAAGCUUAAUCUACCCAGUGUGCAAGGCCUCUCCACCAUGCUCGCGCCACAGCGGCCAGUUGAUCCCUGGGUCAUAGGCCCUGUACAGUCGAGUCAUGCUCUUCUAUGCUUUACCUCUGGCACAACAUCGCUACCUAAAGCCACGAUGAUAUCGCAUCAGAGCAUCAGUGCGCAGCUUUACCAAGUGAGAGCAUAUACUCGAAGCGACCAUCCUAAGAUCGUCUUGGGAGUUUUGCCACUUUAUCAUAUCACUGGCGUCGUUCACCUACUACAUCUCCCUUUGCUCCUCAACCAAGAAGUCGUCAUCAUGUCUCGAUUCAGUCUAUCCGCAAUGCUCCAAACGGUUAGGACCUUCAAUUUCGAAGAGCUGUGGCUCGUCCUACUAAGACCCCGGGACCUCAAAAGCGUCCGACAAUUCAAUACUGGCGCUGCACCCCUGGGACGCGAUACGAUCCGCAAGCUAGCCGCGCAAUACCCGCACGUCGCCAUUCGACAGGCGUGGGGGAUGACCGAGUCUUGCAGCUGUUUGACCCUUACGCCAAAUGAACAACAGACAUAUGAGAAUGCGCACACGGUGGGAAAGGUAGUUGCGGGGACUAUUCUUAAGGUCGUCAGACCUGGGACGGAUGAGGAGGUUGAUGUGGGGAAGAGUGGCGAGAUUCUUGCCAGGGGUCCGCAGGUGAUGAUGGGGUAUUUUGAUGGCAUACAGGCCACGAACGCUGCACUUGGCCCGGACAGCUUUCUACGCACUGGAGAUAUCGGGUACGUGGACGAUCGCGGCUGGGUACAUAUCGAGGAUCGACUCAAAGAGAUCAUAAAAACCGUCGAAGCCGCCGCUUCGAUCAAAAACAACGAGCAGUGGAUGGAAAACGUGAGCACCCGUGCUGAACUUGCCACUGAAUACGCCUUAUUCGAAAAGAAUCUCUCUUUCCCGCAGACCUUGCGGAUCUAUUGGCGAUCAAUUGCAUGGGUCCUCUAUGGACUCGCCGUCGUCUUCGGCUACGGCAUUGAUGGCGUCGUGGCCUCUAAUCUGAUUUCAAUCCCCGCAUUCCGCGAGCGCUAUGGCAAACCGUUUGACUCAAGUGGAACGGUCAGCUAUAUAAUUUCUGCGACGUGGAUUGCCGUCUUCAACGGGGGUUCGCAGGCAACGGCUGUUCUUGGAGCCUACAUCGUAGGCUACCUUGCAGAGAGGAUCGGACGCAAGAACACCAAUCUGAUUUCGUGUAUUAUCUCGAUGGGUGGCAUUGCUGCUCAGUAUGCGUCCAAUGAAUAUACCGAAAUCCUCCAGGACAUUGGGACUCGAAUCCGUGAAGCUGAGCCGCUGCGUAUAGAUGAUGCUGCAGGGCGCCGUGCCAUGAUUGCCAAGCGGUUCACCAAUAUGAAGCCCCUUUUGUACGACGUCCAAGAUGUGGUCCUGAAAGAGUCCCCUGCAGCCCUCCCCCUCGGACGCCUAAAUGCCAGCAGUACUCUACCUACACGGAGGCGGGAUGACAAUGGGCAGUGCACUGGACUCACGCAUCCUGCUCGCCUGGUACGCCACAACCGCGAAAAUCCAGAUUUUCUCGGUCGAAUACCGUCUGGCGCCGGAACACCCUCACCCGCACCCGUCGAGGAUUGUUAUGCGAGUUUGAAGUGGUUAUACCGCGAAGCUACCACUUUCAACAUCGAUGUCUCUAGAAUUGCGCUCAUGGGCGAAAGCGCCGGUGGCGGACUCGCUGCAGCCGUCGCCCUACUCGCGCGAGACCGUGGGGAGGUAUCACCUCCCCUCGCGAAGCAGAUUCUGAUCCAGCCUAUGCUGGAUGAUCGCAACACAACCCCCGGGCUAUUGAGCACCGACAGGUUUACAUGGACAUAUGAAGAUAAUUUGACGGGAUGGACUGCGCUGCUGGGUUCAACGGUUGGAACAGAAGAUGUGCCAUGCUAUGCUGCGCCUGCUCGAGCAAUGGACCUCAGGGAUCUGCCACCGGCAUACUUAGAGAUUGGGGAACUCGACAUAUUUUAUCCAGAGGCAGCUUCAUUUGCCUCGCGUCUCAGGGCUGCCAGUGUGCAGGUAGAGUUCCGUCUGUACCCCUGUGUUCCGCAUGCUUUCUAUUCUAUCCUGUCGGGCUCAAAAGCGGCGCAUCAAGCGCGAGAUAAUCAGAUAAAUGCCCUACGUUCCAUCUAG
Molecule: messenger RNA, 3660 nt
Organism: Aspergillus affinis
Lineage: Eukaryota; Fungi; Ascomycota; Eurotiomycetes; Eurotiales; Aspergillaceae
Exons: 14
Coding region: 1-3660 (1219 amino acids)
Molecular function (GO): hydrolase activity; NADP binding; flavin adenine dinucleotide binding
Source: RefSeq, a predicted model, not a curated record